AUGGGACUCAGCUGCUUCAAGUCCUGGAAACAUGAAAGUACAGGCCACAAAGGUAACAGAGACGUGUUGGCCAGCCCAGGCUCGUAUUUCUUCCUAUCUAACAGCGCCGGUCAGGGUGACGAGUGGCUGAAGAGCCUCAACAAGGGAGUCUGGAUUCCUUUCACAGGGGUCUUUGGACAGCGUCUGGAGGAGACGGUGCUGUAUGAGCGACGUUAUGGAGUGCGUUUGGUUCCUCUGGUGGUGGAGCAGUGUGUGACCUUCAUCCGGGAGCGUGGCCUGCAUGAAGUGGGCUUGUUUCGCCAGUCAGGACAGGCCAGUCUGGUCAAAGAGCUGCAGGAGGCUUUUGAUGCAGGGGAGAGACCGUCCUUUGACAGCAGCACAGACGUCCAUACGGUGGCGUCACUGCUGAAGCUCUACCUCAGGCAACUGCCGGAGCCUCUGGUUCCUUACAGCCGCUACCAGGAUUUCCUACUCUGUGGUCAGAAGCUGUCGAGUGACCGAGCACUGGGUAUGGGGGAGUUGAGGAAUCUUCUUCGUGAGUUGCCAGUUGCAAACUUUAAUCUACUCAACUUUAUCUGCCAGUUUCUAAAUGAGGUCCAGAGUUACUCCAGCAGUAACAAGAUGAGCAGCCAGAACUUGGCCACUGUGUUUGGGCCAAACAUCCUCCGAGCCAAAGCUGAAGACCCACAAAGCAUCAUGGGAGGUGCAGCACUGGUCCAGGUGCUGAUGUUGGAGCUGAUCAGAGAGCAUGAGUCUCUAUUCGCCAAAGUCCCCCCAUCCAUCUCUGUCCGUCCACCUUGUGGUUCGCGUGCAUCAUCAAGUUCUCUGCUGCAGCCUCAUCUCCACCCGUCACCCUGCCUCCGCCAGCUGUCUAUGCCUCUCAUUGCAGAUCGCUCUAGAGAGCCAGGACAGGCCGCCGCAGAUGCACAGAACAACAGAAGCUGUUUCUACUCUGCUGCUGCCACAUCAAACUUGUCCUCUGGCCAGAAGAGACUUCUUGGCCAUCGCUACACUUCCAGCCACCCCGAGAACUGCUUUUACCCCCUGCCCUCCUCCAGUCAGCACCAAGCCAACAUAGAUUAUCACCAGCACCACGCUCACCAAGGAGCAUCAGCUGCAAAUAUUCAAGCCUCUACAACCAGCCUCCAGCUUCAAGAUCCACUACCUGACAGCUCCAAGUCCAGACCGAUGCCCAUGGGAUGGGCAAAGGCCUGGCCAACCCCAGGAGAGGCAGGCGCUGGUUUCUGGAGCUCUGGUGGUGCAGAGGAAGAGGGUGCACUGCCAGAAAGAGCCAGCGGAGGCAGCAGUGAGGCUCAGGAGGACAGCCCCCUUUCUGCCUAUGAUAACCUAGACAGAGUGUCUCAAAGUCAGAAGAUAAAGGAUGUCACUGGUGGACCUCUUGAAACCAAUGAUCUGGGAGGCCAUACUGGAACUUGUGAAGUGGAGGUGGAGCUAGAGGAGGCGGUGCAGACAAGGAACUCCUCCUCUUCCUGGUCUUCCUGCGAGGUUCUACCAUUGGACGAGAGUGGUGAUGCUGUGGCCAUGGUUAGUCCUGACAUCUCACCAAAGAGGCCUAAAUGGUUGCCUUCAAGUCAGGUAGGAAAAGAGGAAAACAGUCAUAAUGAGGAACAAGAGGGCCAAAACAAUGACAGUGAUGAUGAGGAUGAAGAUGACAAUGAGGAUGAUGAUGAUGACAUCCACCCCAACUCCCCAGCCUCUGGUUCUAUACUCAGCCCUCUGAGUACAGGCAGCUCAGAGGUAUUCCUCCCCUCUGCUCCUCCAGAACUCCAUGACCCUGAGUCUCAGUCACAUCCCGGGAAUGCUCACUCACUGCUGGAUGAGCUGCGGCAGCUGAUGGCCCAGCAGAAGGCUGAGUACCAGGCCAGGAUACAGAGGUUGGAGCGCUGUAAUGAUGUCCUUGAGCGGCAGGUUGCAGUACUGCGGGUCAGUCUUGAGCAGCAGAAGCGUAGUCAAAGUGUUGCCGAGAUCAAGAUUCGCAACAUGGAACAAGCCAAAGCUGAUGCUGACCUCCGAAACUCCACGCUGCAGAGAGAGAUGGAGAUGUUCUUCCAGAUGUAUGGAGAGUUCAGAAGAAGAGGAGGAGACGAAGGCGGAAGAGGAGGAGGAAGUCUCUGA
Morone saxatilis (striped sea-bass) is the source of this 2136-nucleotide messenger RNA. Its product is annotated as rho GTPase-activating protein 22-like. Gene Ontology annotation, molecular function: GTPase activator activity. Gene Ontology annotation, biological process: signal transduction; wound healing, spreading of epidermal cells; negative regulation of ruffle assembly. NCBI's taxonomy places the organism in Eukaryota, Metazoa, Chordata, Actinopteri, Moronidae. Gene Ontology annotation, cellular component: focal adhesion. The record is from RefSeq and is a predicted model, not a curated record.